Molecule: messenger RNA, 1324 nt
Organism: Nicrophorus vespilloides
Lineage: Eukaryota; Metazoa; Arthropoda; Insecta; Coleoptera; Silphidae
Product: replication factor C subunit 4
Exons: 6
Coding region: 251-1324 (357 amino acids)
Biological process (GO): DNA-templated DNA replication; DNA repair
Cellular component (GO): nucleus; DNA replication factor C complex
Molecular function (GO): ATP hydrolysis activity; DNA clamp loader activity; DNA binding
Source: RefSeq, a predicted model, not a curated record
UUACCAUUUUUAAUUGCACUAGCUCUAAUUAAUUAAUUCUAUUAAUAGUUACAAAUUACUAGUAAACUAAUCUUUCUUCGAAUAUGCAAUAGUACAUUAAUUUGAGCAACAAGUGAACAAUAUAUUAUUCAAUUUGAAAAUACUUUGGCGCGUUUCAUUCAAGAUGCGCAACAUUUUCAUUCCAUCUUCUAGUGGCGGGAAAUUGGUGCGACCUUCAUGUUUACAGUAUUAAAUUAAAAAUAAAACAGAGAUGCAGGCGUUUUUGAAAUCCGGAAAAAUUGCCGGGAACGGAGAUAAAAAAGCUGGUACUUCAUCUGGAAAACCGCCGAAGACAAAACGGGCAGUCCCGUGGGUCGAGAAAUACCGACCCAAAACCGUCGACGAAGUCGUCGAGCAAAAUGAAGCGGUGUCAGUGCUGCAGCAGUGCAUAUCUGGUGCGAAUUUUCCCAAUUUACUAUUCUAUGGCCCUCCUGGAACUGGUAAGACCAGUACCAUUCUGGCAGCAGCUCGUCAGCUGUUUGGAGACAUAUACAGAGAUAGGAUCCUGGAAUUGAAUGCCUCCGAUGAGAGGGGCAUCCAGAUCAUCCGUGACAAGGUGAAAACUUUUGCACAGUUGACAGCGAGUGGCACAAGACCUGAUGGUAAACCUUGUCCUCCAUAUAAAAUUAUUAUACUUGAUGAGGCAGACUCCAUGACUCAUUCAGCUCAGGCUGCUCUUCGGCGUACAAUGGAGAAAGAGAGUAAAACCACCAGAUUCUGUUUGAUUUGCAACUACGUUUCGCGCAUAAUAGAUCCAUUAACAUCGAGAUGCACUAAAUUUCGUUUCAAACCGUUAAAAUUGGAGAGGAUCUCUGAACGGCUGGAGUUUAUUUGCAAAGAAGAGAAUGUCAAGUUUGAUGAAGAAAGUUUGAAAGCGCUAGUCGAUACGAGCGGGGGCGAUAUGAGAAGAGCUAUAACUUGUCUGCAAAGUUGCGCUAAGCUGAGAGGCUCAGAUGAUCUAAUUAAAAUCGAGGAUGUUUACGAAGUUACCGGAGUUGUCCCAAGUAAAUGGCUUGAUCAAUUCGUCGCUGUGUGCAAGAAGGGCGAUUACGAUGGACUUAGUAACUUCUUGAACACUAUGAUGUACGAGGCGUACUCGGGCCUACAGAUGUUGGAACAACUAAAUGAAAUUGUAGUGCAUUCAGACUUAUUUAACGAUAAACAAAAAGGCUUUAUCGGAGCUAAAUUAGGGCUCGUUGGCUACAGAUUACAAGACGGUGGUUCCGAGUAUCUCCAGUUGCUGGACAUUGGAUGCACUUUAAUGUCCGCAUUUAAAUUGAUUUAA